Messenger RNA from Cololabis saira (Pacific saury), 2010 nucleotides. RefSeq lists its product as uncharacterized. The transcript has 10 exons. The record is from RefSeq and is a predicted model, not a curated record. Lineage: Eukaryota; Metazoa; Chordata; Actinopteri; Beloniformes; Belonidae. Gene Ontology annotation, molecular function: protein binding. The coding region runs from base 178 to 1413 and encodes 411 amino acids.
UAAGAGCGCGCUGCUGUCCCUGCAGCCGCAGUUGUGUUGAGUGGAUAAAGCGAUGCGUCUGCGGAGGAUGGCGGAGCACUAAAUAAAACCCCCAAACUCGGAGAGGAGCCAAACAGAGUAACCUGACGAAAGGAAAUUCAACAUUCUGCAAGAAGGCCUCGCUCCUCAGCUGCCAGCAUGAUGAAAGACUGCCUGCAGUUUCUCAUCGAGCCAGCCAAAAAGCUUAAGAUCCGACUCAAGGAGUCUCGUAAGAAAGUGAAGCACGAGAAGAAGGAGCCCCUGGUGGAAAGUCAGUUGUUUAUCAUGGAGCUGGCCCGGGAGCUGAACAGAAUCUGCCAGAAAUCCAACAUCCUGGGCCACAUCUGGACCUGCGAGGACGUCUGGCCGGCCAGCGUGUGCCGCGACUUCAUCGUGGACUGGGCCGCGGUUCUGGAGAAGAGAGUACAGAAGAAGAUCAUGCCCUCAGACUACCAGUAUGAGAAGCCAGAGAAGAGGGACUGGAAGGGACACCUCCUGUGCAUCCUGGAGACGGGGGGCGAGUACGACAUGGGGCCCUACAAGCGGGUCAUCAUGGACUGGACCCGGGAGAUUAAAAGCAGGCCCCAGCCCACCGUGUGGCCCGGCGAGCCGGUGCUGAUGAUGCUGGACGACCUGGAGUUCCAGUGGAAGAGAGGCCGCCUGCCCAACCUGCUCCCGGCCAUGGAGCUCGUCAUGCUGGCCGUGCUGAACGCCGACAGCCCCACCAAGGAGGACGUGACAAAGCAGUGGCUGGUGAAGAAGCAGAGGAACCAGAGGAUCGAUGCCGUCCGCUACAUCCCCCACAAUGUGUGGAACUGGAUUUGUGAUGCAACAGAGGACGUCUGUCUGGACUCCGACUCUGCCAACCCGGACCUGCUCAUCUCCGGCGACGACAAGCGGAUGCGGUGCGGCCUGCAGCGCCGGGACGUGCCGCGCUGCCAGCAGCGCUUCGACGGCUGGUGGUGCGCCGUGGGGCAGGAGGCCUACGCCUCCGGGCGCCACUACUGGGAGGUGGAGGUGGGCGAGCGGGACUGGCGGCUGGGAGUGGCCAAGGCGUCCGCCGUGAGACAGGGCUUCCCCUCCCUGAACACCAACACGGGGUACCUGACGCUGCGCUUGGAGCGGGGCACGGACCUGAAGGCCCUGACCGUGCCCUCCACCCCUCUGCCGCAGAGCCUGGCGCCCCAGAAGGUCGGCGUGUACCUGGACUACGAGCAGGGCCAGCUGUCCUUCUACGACGUGGACAAGCGCUCGCAUUUGUUCACCUACAACGAGAACUUCACGGAGGAACUGUUCCCUCUGUUCGGGACGGUGGAGGUGGUGAAGGACCUGCUGAUCAGGCCGGCGGGGGUCCGACAGCCGUGCCUCUGCCCCGGCCCGUGCCUGUGGACCUGAACCGCCCCCAUCCCCGGCAUCCAUUUCAUCCUGGCGGACUUGGACCUUCGUCUUCUCGCUCCGGACUAACUGACUCUUGCUGUGAGGUGCCUCCCGUGUUCGGGAACCAGAACCGCCAUCCCUCUGCAUCACAACGUCCGUUUCUCUGCCUUCAUGGAGACAUGCAAACAUUUAACCAUUUGUAUUUUGGAGAUCAAUAUUUUAUGCCGUAAGGAAACUUUAAAAGAAUCUAGAGUUUAAUGCCACACGUGAAUAUGGAAAUGCUUUUACCCGAAGUUUUUGUUGUAGAACUUGAAAGAUGGAGGCGCUGUGGAGGAUGUUUGAGCAGCUUGUGUACGGCCGUCCGGUGCCUGCGCGCGUUAGCAGACCCCCGGCUACAGGUAAUCUCAGUCUGGACCGACGCAUGUGAGCAGCUAAUCUCUCAAACGCUGUUCGACUCUUUGACUCCAGCUUCCUGCAAACACUGUCAGCCGCAGUCUUGUUUGCGCAGCUGUGCUUCGUUUGUUUGUGUGAUAUAAAGACGGCAACGUCCUUUUUUUUUUUCUCUCUCUAAAAUAUAAAUAAACUACAAAUCUUGCAUUUGAUGGCACAUCAUUU